Messenger RNA from Salvia splendens (bonfire salvia), 2480 nucleotides. RefSeq lists its product as uncharacterized. NCBI's taxonomy places the organism in Eukaryota, Viridiplantae, Streptophyta, Magnoliopsida, Lamiales, Lamiaceae. The transcript has 4 exons. Bases 165 to 1361 code for a protein of 398 amino acids. The record is from RefSeq and is a predicted model, not a curated record.
UCAAUCGUAUUAACAUUUUCUCACUCUCACUCAUUCAAAACUGAUACUUUCACUUAACUGAGAAGGCCGUUGGUGAGAUUCGAAUUCAUAACGUUUUCUCUCGGAGUUGACUUGAAAUUAACCCGAAAUCCCAAUAUCAAAAAUUGGAAACCAGGACCUCAAAAAUGUGUGAUGCUAAAGAAGCAGAUAUAGUUAGGACCUCAAAAAAUGCAGAGUUUUCAUUGAAAGUGAUGAUAAAUAAAGAGAAAACUAAGGUGCUCUUUGUAGAAGCUAGCAGCCAUUUUACAGACAUUUUGUUAAGCUUCUUGACUUUGCCGUUGGGAAGAAUCAUCAAAGUCCUCCACAAACACUAUGGAGACGAGACACCCACCAUUGGAAGCUUAAACAGUCUGUACCAUAGCUUAGCAAAUCUCGAUAGCCCCCAUUUCGUGACAGAGGGUGCCAAGCAGACUCUGCUCAAUCCUACAAGCUCGUUCGAUGUUGAAAUCAAACAGCUGAAACUAGAUAUCACUGAUUCUCCUCUUAAUGAAUAUUAUAAGUGUAGCUAUUGUCGUUAUAGACUUCGCCGUUUAAGCAUGUGCUAUGAUAAUGUGAAGUGGUGCGAGGAAUGCCUGAGAACUAUUAUAAUAGAGCAAGAUGAAGAAAUGCUGCCUGAAGGUGCUUCUGGAGAUGGUGUUUUCACCAGGGAUAUAGCUUCUUUCAUAAUCUUUGAUGAUUUGCAGAUAUUUCCUAAUGAGACAGGACUCUUAGGAAUCUUAAGCGCUGUUGGCGUUGCAGACAUGGAGAAGGUUGAGCCAAUCAAAGUAACUUUUGGGUUCAAUGAGAUUAUGAGUUUGUUGAAGGCAUCGUUGAUUUCCAAAACUCCAUUCUCGGAUGUCAUACUGUGUAAAGCAAAAGGGGUCAAGAACUUUGUUAUUGUGGGAUUUGAACCUGAGACCUCGUUAAACCAGAUUGAGACUAAACAUGGUCCCAACUCUGAAAAGAUGAGUUUGAAAGUCGUGAUACAAAAAUCUACCGGUAAGUUAUUGUACGCUCAAGGCAAGGAAGAUUUCUUAGACUUUCUAUUUAGUUUCCUCCAUAUCCCAUUCGGAGGAAUUGAGCAUCUUCUAGCCGGAAAGACUUGUAUUAAGGCCAUAGACAACUUGUAUCAGAGCACAACUGAUCUUACAGACUGCAAGUAUUUCAGGAGCCCAGAUACGAAAAAUAGGCUAAUCAAACCCAACGUUGUUCACGGUUGUAUUUCUGAUAACUACAUUCUUCCCCUCACUCAAGAAACCUUACCGGAUGAAUAUAGGAAAUUCUUUAGGUAUUCAUCUGCUAAGUUUCCUAAUGGCAAGGGGAGUUAUCUUAAAGGACCGUGAACUUAUCAGAUCACAGAUGAUCUAACUGUGACACCACUCUGUGUUUUCUCAAUCCUUUCCAAUCUCAAUAAGCAGAAAAUCCAUGUAUCUGAUGUCCAAGAAGUGGAAAUGCAAAUCGGGUCGAAAGAGGUAAUGUAAUGGAGUAUGGGUUUGAGCAUAUUGAAAGCCUCUAUUACAUCCACUUCCACGCUGUCUGAUGCUCUGCUCAAUAACAUAUCCGUCAAACAACCAAAGACAGAGCACUGAGUUUGAUCAUUGUUUUACUGCCUAUAUAAGUAAACUUGUUUGCUAGUGCUACAUAAUUGUGGAUCUUGAUUCCACUCGUUUUUGGCUUAUAUUAGUACCUUUAGUUUGUUGCUGUAUUUGUUCUAAGGAGACUUUUAUUCUAUGAUUUCAACCUAUAAACCAAAGCCAGAACAAUGAGCCUUUAGUUUAUUGCUAGUACUUGUUUUUCUGUCUCACAGCAGAAACAGACUCUCGCACUUCUUCUCUGUUUGGUCUUCUUUUCCACUUUAGUGAGCAGAGCGUCGGUGAGAACACAUUUUGAUGUAAGAGAAGCUUUGAGAAUGCUCAAACCCAAUGUGUCUUACCUCAUUUACUCCGAUAUUCAGCCCCACUUCUUCAACAUCAGUGUUGAGGAUCAGUGUGACAGUUAAAUCAUCAGUCACCUUAUAAGUCCUUGGUCCUACAAGAUAACUCCCUUGCCCUUUCGGAAACUUUGUUGAAGGAGCAAGCCAAUUUGUGUUCAUCGAGGGGGAAAGUGUGAUUUUUGGAUAUAUAACAUGAGGUAUAUUGGGCUACAUUAACCUAUUUUUGUUAUCGGGGUACUUGAAAUACUUGUUGUGGAUACAACCAGCACUCGUAUACAAGAACAUGAGAGUUAAGCGACAAAAGGGACUCGACUCCACCUAGUGGAAUUACGAGGAGACUAAACAGAAAGUCUAUGAAAUCUUCCUCAGCUUCAGCAUACAAUAGCUUGUUCGUGGACUUUUGAACUGAUCAAAUCGUUCCAUGGAAUAAUAUAAGGUAGAAGGAAGUAUUUUUCAGAUAUUAUUUUUAGAACGGAAAACAUAAGUUUCAAAUAUCCUUAACAGAUAUUCCGGAAGAUGUGUUCUACUA